CUUCGACAGGCGGCUGCCUGGAAGACACCACUGCGCGUAGCGCUCUUUUCGGACAAGCGCUCGAGCUCGCCAGAUUUGCUCUGAGACGUAGAGACCGUUCCAGCAGCCAUGGACCAGUUCGUCAACAACACGACCGUUGCCGACCACGUCAUGGGCGCCAUGCCCUUCAUGAAGCACUCGCCGCUGGUCGCCGCCGUCUUCACGGCGUUCUACGUCGUCAUCUUCGUCCUGGGCGUCACGGGCAACCUGCUGGUCUGCGUCGUCGUCAUCAAGGACCGCAGCAUGCGCACCGUCACCAACUACUUCAUCGUCAACCUGGCCGUGAGCGAUCUGCUGGUCAUGCUGAUCUGUCUGCCCGUCACCCUGGUCGAGAACUUACUCACAGGUUGGCGGUUUGGCCAGGCCAUGUGUAAGCUGUAUCCCGUCAUCCAAGGCGCGACUGUGGGGGCGUCACUCUUCACCCUCGUCGCCAUAGCUGCAGACAGGUACAAGGCCGUGCUCCACGCCACGUCUAAGAAGUUAUCGGGGUGCUCGACCCUGUGCGUGGUGGCGGUGGUGUGGGUGCUGGCCCUGGCCAUCAUGAUCCCGCAAGGUCUGGUCCGCCGAGAGAACUGGUACUACCUGACCGACGGCAACAACGUGGUCACCUGCACGGAGAAGUGGCUGAACGAGAUCUACCGAAAAUUGUACUUCGGUAGCCUCUUCAUGAUCUGUUACGCCAUCCCCCUGAUCGUGGCGAUCGUGCUGUAUGUCCGUAUCGGCUACCGUAUCCGGAAGCCCCGGCGAAGCUUCCACCUGAGCUCCAGCCCGCAGCGAGCGAGGGUGUCCGCGCGGAAAGUGGCCGUCAUCAAGAUGCUGGCGACGGUGGUGGUCCUGUUCGCCGUGCUGUGGCUGCCCCUGCAGACCGUCUUCAUGGUGCUGGAGUUCGCCACCAUCACGGAGGCGCAGGAGUACGUCAUCUUCGUCUACGUCUACCCCAUCGCCCACUGGCUGACGUACCUGAACAGCGCGCUCAACCCGGUGGUCUACGGGUACUUCAACAACAACUUCCGCGAGGCGUUCCACGGCCUGAUCGCCACGUGGCGGAAGAACAUCGGGCUGGACAGCAUGCGCAAGAAGGCCUUCAUCAUGUCCCGCCGUCUCACACGGACCACCAAGACCCCGACCUCUCCCACACAGCAGAUACAACUAACCACCAUCAACUAAAGACUGUAGCACAAACGUCGUACGACAGGAUUGCGACAGCAAAUUGAGGACAUGCUUAGCACAGCCUUUGGGUCUGCCGUACAAAAUUAAUCCGUUUUGUGACGGAUAAGAAAGAAUAAUAAAAUGCUGCCAUAGAUCCUUGUGGACGAUAGACUCUAAAAAAACUCUCUCACAGUCUGAAAAUCCUGUGACGAAAAUUCCAACGCAGAACAAGAUUGCGCCUUGUGUAGAAAAGGUGGGUCUUUCCUAAUCUCCAAGCAGAUAUAUGGCAGAUAUAUGGCAUUGUGUCUGUACGUUUUUGUGUUCGUCAUUCAAGUUGUAUAUUUUAUUAGUAUCUACUUGUUGCAUCCCAUGAAAUGUGUAGAAAACAGACGCGCAGAAAGAUAUAAAAGCCACAUGUCUGCUUGUAGAUUCUACGAUACAAAAAUACAUUUGACCAAGAGUAAUUUUUUUCGGUUAUUUUGCUUUUCGCAAACAAAAACGUAUAAAUUCUGUAACAAUACGAGCGCGCAAAAACGAAAUCACACACACACACACACACACACACACACACACACA
This is a messenger RNA of Branchiostoma belcheri (Belcher's lancelet), 1764 nucleotides long. RefSeq names its product neuropeptide FF receptor 1-like. The transcript has 4 exons. The record is from RefSeq and is a predicted model, not a curated record. The coding region runs from base 109 to 1206 and encodes 365 amino acids. Lineage: Eukaryota; Metazoa; Chordata; Leptocardii; Amphioxiformes; Branchiostomatidae. Gene Ontology annotation, biological process: G protein-coupled receptor signaling pathway. Gene Ontology annotation, molecular function: neuropeptide Y receptor activity; peptide binding. Gene Ontology annotation, cellular component: membrane.